AUGCCGGCCAUUCGCAAAUGCUGUAUUGUCGGGUGUAUGUCAAAUUCCCGAACAAAUCCAAAUCUGCAAUUUUUCCAAUUUCCCCGACCGGAAAAUCCCUACCACAAAGAAUGGAAGGAGGCUUGUCAUGCUUCCAUGAGCCGUAUACUGCCAUUUAAGAAGCCAGUUUUAUGCGCCGCCCAUUUCUUGCCUCAGCACAUUGGCGGUCGCCGUUUAACCAGCAAUGCCGUACCCACCCUAAAUCUAGACGUUCCUGCCAACCUAAAGGAUGUGGAAAAUCAGGCAAUGUUUGUGGAACUCGAAAGAAGCCGCAAGCAUGCCUACAUUAAUGCCGUAGUUUAUGAAUGGCUGGUGCGGGCCAAUUUGAAUCCCCAACUGCGUGGCUCCAUUACACAUGGUAUGAUCAAGGAAAAGGCCGAAACGGCUAAGAAAAUAAUUGGAUGUGAUGGUUUUGUGGCCGAUAAUCGUUGGCUGAAUCGCUUCCGUGAAACACAUUUAACAAAUUUUGCCAAAAAGCUAGCCUCCAACCAAUUAAAGCCCAUGGGUCCCUCACUGUGGAUACCGGAUAUUGUACAGGAUUUACAGGCUUCCUUUCCGCCAACUAAUGCGGAACGUUUUGAUAACUUUGAAAAUGUGCCCGAGCAAUAUAUUGACUACAUGAAACAAUAUGGAGAGUAUGAUGAGGACGAUGACACCGAUCAGGAUCAGUCUGUGAGUGGCAUUAAAGAGGAAGAUGAUCAGGAUAGUAAAACGAAAGCACAGGCCUACUAUCAGAAUUUCCAGGCUGGACAAAACUAUUACAACAGUGGUCAGCAACAGUAUAACAAUUCGUUUGGUUCAGAAGGCGGCGCCUAUGAGGAUUACUACAAUGACAGGCAGCGUAAUGGUCGACCAUCCGCCCUCAAUGAACAUCAUCACAUGAAGAAUAGAUACAGCUUACCGAAUCCCACAAACGGGCAUGCAAACAAACGACGUCUAUCGGGUACAGAUACCGAUAGGAAUGGACCGUUAAAUAAACGUGUCACACCCAAUUUCGGUUCCCGUUCCCAGUCACCUGCCAUCGUCGAUAGCAAUGAACGAAACGCUGAAAGCAACAACGAGAAAAGUUUUAAAAUUAAAUUGCCACUGGCCAAUGGCAAUAGUCGUUCAACAUCCUCACCCACAAAUUCCCAGCCAUCGACUAACAAUAACAACAAUUCGCGCUCGAACUCUCCCAAAUCACAAAAUGGUGAAAUAACCACAAACGGCCAUAGCUCACCGUCGCCGAGCAUAGGCACAACCGUUAAAGACUUGGAAACCUAUGAACAGGCAUUGGAAUAUCUAAAGCCAUUGGAAGAUUUUGCCUUGUUCAAAGAGAAUUUCCGAGCUAUUGGUUUAUUGUCGCAAUUGGAGGCGGUGUUGCGAAAGGGAAAACUAUCAACAACAGAAGAGACUGAACAAAUUGGCGAAUAA
This is a messenger RNA of Musca vetustissima, 1452 nucleotides long. RefSeq lists its product as uncharacterized. NCBI's taxonomy places the organism in Eukaryota, Metazoa, Arthropoda, Insecta, Diptera, Muscidae. The coding region runs from base 1 to 1452 and encodes 483 amino acids. The transcript has a single exon. The record is from RefSeq and is a predicted model, not a curated record.